AUGGUUGAAAGAUUGGUGGAGAAUCAUAAUUUAUGUGAUGACCAACAAGUGCUGAACGAUGAAUGUGGUAGGAUGAAUAUGAAUAUUCCGAAUGAAGAGCGUGAAGGUCAACAUAUUCUUUCUCCUGAAGUUCGGAAUAGAUUGCCCAUUAUUAGUGAAGUUGCUGAUAGUCAUGCUCAAGAUGAUGGAACAUGUUUUUGCAAAGAUAUGUCGUUUAAGAAUAAACAAGAAUUAGAUAUUGCAUUGAAAAUUGCUUAUGUCAAAAAAGAUUUUAGAUUGAAAAAGGUAAUUAAUUCGUGUUCAGUGUAUUGUGUCAAAUGUGAGCAUCUUGAAUGCAAGUGGUGGCUAAGAGCGGUGAAAGUUGAAAAUUCUGUUAGAUUUUAUAUUAAAAAGUAUGAAAAGAUGCAUACAUGUGGCUCGGAACAUCUUACGAGUCAUAAUCCACAUGCCACAACAAAAGUCAUUGAAGCAUACUUCAAAGAUAGAUAUCCCGAAGGUAAAGGUCCAUCUACAAAAGAUUUGAAAAACUCUAUCCGUAUUGAAUUGGGAUGCAAGGUUAGUUAUUGGAAAGUUUGGAAGGGUAGCGAGAUUGCAAAGUCUUUGGUAAGAGGGACACAUGAACAUGGAUAUGGAGUGAUUGAUGCGUAUAGUCAUAUGCUUAGGACAUCUAAUCCGGGAAGUAAAACGGUGUUGAAGAUUGAUGAAAAUGGCAGGUUCAAGUAUUUUUUUGUGGCAUAUGGAGCUUGGAUUCUUGAUUUCGCACAAAUGAGAAAAGUCAUAGUUGUUGAUUGGACAUUUUUGAGAAGUAAAUAUGGUGGUGUGUUGUUGUCUGUUGUUGCACAAGAUGCGGAGAAUCAUAUUUUUCCAGUGGCAUUUUGCGUAGUAGACUCUGAAUGUGAUGCUUCCUACCGAUACUUUUUCGAGCAAUUAAGAAGUUUUGUACUUGAUACUCCUGAAUUGUGCAUAAUCUCUGGUAGACAUCAAAGUAUUAGAAAAAUGGUUUCAAUUGUAUUUCCUUUAGCUCAUUAUGGUUGUUGCAUGAGGCACUUAGGAGAGAAUAUUCGAAAUAAUUUUCACAAUGCGAGUGUUGUCUACCACUUUUAUAAGGCGGCAAAAGCAUAUAAUAUUGAUGUGUUCAGUGAUCAUUUUAAUCGGAUAAGAGAUUUGGUUCCACAGGCUGCUACACAUCUUGAACGCGUUGGAUUUCACCGAUGGAGCAGGGCAUUCUUUCCCGGAAAUAGGUAA
This is a messenger RNA of Solanum stenotomum, 1245 nucleotides long. RefSeq lists its product as uncharacterized. The record is from RefSeq and is a predicted model, not a curated record. The transcript is spliced from 2 exons. NCBI's taxonomy places the organism in Eukaryota, Viridiplantae, Streptophyta, Magnoliopsida, Solanales, Solanaceae. Bases 1 to 1245 code for a protein of 414 amino acids.